AUGGCUUCUCAAGUCACAUCGCCAAAUGAAAGAGUGUCUCGACAAACUCGAACCUCUUGGCCACUCGCCCACCACCCGAGUAGGAAGCGUUCUUCUUCCCUGAUACCUUCCAAAUUGCCAUCAUCUAUUACCUACCAACGUCUGAUAAGCCCGAACUCCCCAGAGCGUGGCCGAAAUUUGUUUCAACAAAUCUAUGGAAAACUCGACAUUCCAGUCUAUUCUACACUGGUAUCCAAGCUCAUGCCAUGGAGAUGGUGGAAAGGCGCAUCGGACGAUGUAAUGAGCCUUGCAUGGUCGGAGGAUGGGACGAGGUUCGCUGCGGGAGCCAUUUCGCAGGAUCACUACAAUCGCAAAAACAACCUCGUUCUCGGCAAUCUCACGCGAAAUUCAUUGACUGAACUCCCUGGCCAUUACAUAACAUAUAACUCAGAUCAGAGCAUUGCUCAUUUCGAAGAUCAUCACCAACAUGCAACAGUGUCUCACACGGAAUGGAUUGGACAGCAGCUGUUCACGGCGAGUUACGACAAGACCGUCAAGAUCUGGGAUAUUGAACAAGGUGCCACCUGUGUCAAAACCUUGAAGCACGAUUCGGAGGUCAUAUCUAUGGCUUAUUCCACGCAUGCUCCAAAUCUGCUGGCAACUGCUUCCAAGUCGUUUUCCCUGUGGGAUCUUCGAGACGAACACAACCCUAUUUGCAUGCCGCUGCCUAUCCAGAGAGCCCCUCGUCAAAAAGCGCUUGAUCUAGUUGCCACAGAUAUUGCCUGGGGCCAAGGCUCUGCCAUGGGACGCAUCUUAGUGGGAGGUAUGGGUAUGGCGGAAAGAAAUGAUGAGCUCCAAGAAGCUCUUGCGGGCCAUCUCCAGGUUUGGGGUAUAGAAGAAUCGACAAUAUCCACCCGGAGGGUCUUACCGAACUCGCAGCACAUCUUUCAUAUCGCCUGGCACCCCACUGAGGAACAAUUUGCGACUGCAAGCUCAACAUUAGGGUUAAUGCUUCCUCGCAACUUCCGCACAUCAGUACAGGUCUAUGAUCUAUCGAGCAACAAAUCAGUGAUCACCAACAGAUUUCCUUGCCCAGCAUAUGACAUCAACCAGGUGACAUUCUGCCCUAGCGGCCCGUAUGUAACUGCGAGCUGCACCGAUAGAAAUACAUAUGUGUGGGAUGAGCGAAAUGCCGAGCAGGUACUCCACACACUAUCCCAUGGACCCUCAGUGCUCCCAGUCGGGGGAUACCAGCUGGAGAACGAGGAUUACGGCGUUGGCGCUGCAUUGUGGGGUACAACCAUUGACCAGUUCUACACUGGCAGUUCAGACGGCGUUCUGAAACAGUGGGACAUCCUACGCGCCCCUGAAGAUGUAUGCGUGGGGGAGACUGCGAGAUUCGGCGCCGGGAUAACGAGAGGGCUCUUUUCGGACGAUAAGUCCCAUCUUCUCAUCGGCGAAGCUGGUGGUGGAAUUCACGUUCUCUCAUCUGGGCCAUGCUCGGAUCCUGAACCGGCCGAGAUGGAAUUCUUUCACGCUCCUGUUUCUGUGAGCUCUGAGCAUCAAUCGUCACCGGUUGAUUCCUAUGCGAACGAGCUCUUACACUCUGGUCAACUAGCGUUACACCCAAUCUAUGGCCCGAUCCAAGGACCGCAGUACUCUGGGCCUUUUGCUGGCUGGGCUCGAGGCAUUGAGCAGGAGCAGGAGCAAAAGCAGGUUCUGCGAGAUAUCCCGCUACUCGAGGAGUACCGACUACGCCAAUUCGACGGACCCCCUGUCAACUAUCGACACAGCCUCAGCAAUGAAGCAAAGGCGAAUGUUCAAGGAUACUUUGAUAUUGCGCAGGCUCGCUCCCAGCUUGCUAGACACCUUCAGCGGGAGAAAGAUCGCACUGGCGGCGGCGGCAUCAACAAAAGCGGGACUUUGAGCUCGACCUCUAGCUGCCCAUCAUCAGCUUCGAAGAGGCCAACGAAACAAAAAGCAAAAACAGGGCGGAAAGUAAGACGCGAGAAAGGGUUGAACGCUGUUAUCACUAAGAUAAACGAAGUAAUCAUUGAUCUGACGAUUGAAUCGAGUUGCAAUACAGCUAUCGAUUUAACGAUCGAUGCACCUGUUAUUGACUUGACUUCUGAAACUGGGACUGGAUUAUUAUGCAAGGAAGCUUUGUCGGCGUGUACAACUUGUACAUACAAUGAGGAUAUGGAAGAAGAUUACUGGUGGCCGGAGAACAGCUUCGUUGAUGCUAAUCUUCCUCGUCGGCUGAUGGUGCAAGAAUAG
This is a messenger RNA of Penicillium manginii, 2256 nucleotides long. Its product is annotated as WD repeat protein. The transcript has a single exon. Gene Ontology annotation, cellular component: TORC2 complex; TORC1 complex. The record is from RefSeq and is a predicted model, not a curated record. Bases 1 to 2256 code for a protein of 751 amino acids. Gene Ontology annotation, molecular function: protein binding. NCBI's taxonomy places the organism in Eukaryota, Fungi, Ascomycota, Eurotiomycetes, Eurotiales, Aspergillaceae. Gene Ontology annotation, biological process: regulation of actin cytoskeleton organization; TOR signaling.